AUGCCUAUCUACAAUGCCGUCGGAGUCAAGAUGGCCCUACACACGGCAGAGCUCGAGGCCACGCUCUCUAGUGGGAAAUACUCCCGCGAGAAGGACGCAGAGGCCGUCGCAGCUGUAUUCGAGAGGAUUAGUCAACCCCUCGAAGAGAAGCCGCUCGGCUCGCGCGCCGGCAUGCAUUUCAUCGGGCCUGACGAGGAUAUGCCGAUGUUUCUGGUACAAGCAGGAGGCAUCGCAAAGGGAGAGGCAUAUCACAGUGACCUUGCACGCGGAUCGAUCUCCACGGGAAAAGAACCCGCAGGCAGCGCGGGCGCCGGACCUUCGAGACAUGCACGAGACAGCAUCACUACCGACUCGCAUCUAAUCUCACUGGGCGACACACCAUCCAUUGGCACGCCAUCACAAAGCUUGCUGGCCCCGUUGCGAGACAAUUCUUCCAUCCUCGAAACGCCCGCGAAGAUCACGGGAAUGGCACCACAGCCCUCCUCGAAUGUUGCACAAGCGCCGACAUACCGCCCAUUGCUGCCGAAGCCAGUACCGCAAGCUCUCAUGCUGUCGGUCGAUCUGCAAUACAAGACGUUUUUGCCCGGAUUGUUCGAGAGGCCUGGUGGAUCCGGGACCGCAAAAAUGGGCGAUCUGAAGACGGAGGUCUUCCUGAAUGGACAGCUCGCUGGAUAUGACUUCCAGAACCCACGGAGAAUCCUCCAUCUGCAGGAGAGCUCGGUCAUGAAGGUACGCCUUUCCAUUCUCACCGCAUGUGCUCUCGAUGGCGCAUCGAGUUGCCAGUGGCAUUGAUCUUUUUCAUGAGCACGGGAAAUUCCUAUUCUGACAUGCGACAGGCUCGCUUCUUUGGCACACGUUUUGCUCGACAGCUUGAAAAGCCUUGGACGUACCGUUCGACAGACGCUCUGAGUAACAGCUCAUACACUGCUCAGAGCCGUUGGGCUGCAGUUGCCGCACUGCUGAAGGAGGAAGCGCAAGCCCGAGGGACUGACAAAUGGGGGCUACGACCACAUACGGCAGAAUAUUUCGAGGCUUUGUCCGAUCUACCACUGCCCGAUGGCCUCGCGAACAACAGCAACUUUGGCGUUAUCGAUGCCGUCGUCACUCUCGGCAUCGGCCGAAAAGCCCGGUCAAGCUACAUCUACUCACCGGAGCGAAUGCAGUCCUCAAAAUUCAAACUAUUUCCCAGCGAUGGUCAGCCGCCAGACACCAGCGAGGUGUCUAUCGAUGCCUCUCUCGAGCAAAUCGAAUACGGAGAUAACAACGUGGACGUCGGUAUGGAAAGCUCUGCGAAUGCGCAAGGGAAUAGCAGCAUGGACAUUAGCAUGGAGGAACCAUCCCAGCACAACGAAUCUGCACUCGGUGGCUCUGUCUCAACAGCUAUGGCGGAGACACCGAGGAAGGACAAGAGAAAGCGAAGACGCACGAGAGUUGACAUGAAGGCAUCUGCAUUUCCGAUACCGGAUCUGUGUAUUGACAGCGCAGUGGGCUACGCCGAGGGUGAGGCUUCUCGACCUACACCAUACGCACGGCAUGGCGAAUUCAACGAGGAGAGAUUUGUCGUGGGCAUGCGCUUCAUAGUUAUUUAG
This is a messenger RNA of Lecanosticta acicola, 1589 nucleotides long. The record is from the annotation of a GenBank genome assembly. NCBI's taxonomy places the organism in Eukaryota, Fungi, Ascomycota, Dothideomycetes, Mycosphaerellales, Mycosphaerellaceae.